GCAAUCUCAUCAUACAGGAAUAAUAAAAAAAUCCUUUGGAAUCCGACCCAAAAAGGGGGAAAGUCUCCUGCUUCCUUUUUACUCUCCUCUCCUCCUCUGCUUCAGCCUGCUCCCCAUGAGUGUGACCAACUCCUCUGCUUAUCGGUCGGAGCGAAGUUUCCACCAGACCUCAUCUUCAUCCUCCUCUUCAAGUAAUCCAUACAUGGAGAAAAGCCGGGGACUGUUUGCCGAGGAUUUUGGCUCCUUCAUGAGACCUGGGAGUGACACCAUGGGCUUCUCCAGUGGCGAGGGGAACAUAAAGACUCUUGGGGAUUCGUACGAGUUCACUGUGGAUGUCCGGGACUUUUCCCCAGAGGACGUCAUCGUCACCACAUCCAACAACCAGAUCGAAGUUCGUGCUGAAAAGUUGGCCCAGGACGGUUCAGUGAUGAACACAUUCACCCACAAGUGCCAGCUCCCUGAAGACGUGGAUCCCACUUCUGUGACGUCAUCGCUGGGCACAGAGGGGACCCUCACGGUCCGAGCACGACGGCACCCGGCCAAGCACGAGCUCACACAGACCUUCCGCACGGAAAUCAAGAUCUAGAGCUCAACUGACUCCUGAAUUUGUGUUUGGUUUUUUUUAAGUGUUUAUGUGUCUUCACCGAUGAGCUUUAGAUUUAACACGUUAUGUACAUCUCCACUCUGUAUUUAUCAAUGUUUGUGGAGAACAAUCACCAGCCAAAGAUGCCAUAAAAUCACUACCUAAGUGAAGAAGUACAGUUUAGGUCCAUUUAGGUUCCAUAUUUAGAAGAAUUUAUUGCACUUUCAUUUGCUGGUACAGCCUCUUGAACGACUAGAAUGGCCCAUUGUGUCGUGUUUUAUACCCCUGAUCUAAUUCUAAUUCAGUUUUAGUCAAUUCAUUUUGGUUAAAGAAUCGAUCCUGCUUUAUCAAUAAACAAAAGGUUUGUGAUCCUGGACUUAUUUAUGUUGUUUACAAAGGCUAUAAAAUGAUUCA
Molecule: messenger RNA, 997 nt
Organism: Synchiropus splendidus (mandarinfish)
Lineage: Eukaryota; Metazoa; Chordata; Actinopteri; Syngnathiformes; Callionymidae
Gene: hspb7
Product: heat shock protein family, member 7 (cardiovascular)
Exons: 3
Coding region: 116-586 (156 amino acids)
Biological process (GO): heart development
Cellular component (GO): cytoplasm; nucleus
Source: RefSeq, a predicted model, not a curated record